Molecule: messenger RNA, 732 nt
Organism: Fusarium falciforme
Lineage: Eukaryota; Fungi; Ascomycota; Sordariomycetes; Hypocreales; Nectriaceae
Exons: 2
Coding region: 1-732 (243 amino acids)
Molecular function (GO): oxidoreductase activity, acting on the CH-OH group of donors, NAD or NADP as acceptor
Source: RefSeq, a predicted model, not a curated record
AUGGGGUCUCACAUGGUCAAACAAUUUGCUCAGAAAAACGUCCAAGUGGUAUCCUUCGAUAUUCAACCACCAAAGCAAGCUCUACCAGCAAAUGCUCGCUUUUACCAAGUGGAUGUUACUUCACCAGAUGCGAUACACAACGCGGCAGAACAGAUCCGUCGGGAUGUUGGCGACCCGACUGUCCUCAUCAACAAUGCGGGAGUUGUACUCGGCAAGGAUAUUCUCAGCUGCAGCAAAGAUCAGAUCAGGCACAUGUUCGAUGUCAACAUUCUUGCGCAUUUUUGGCUCUCGCAGGAAUUUUUGCCGUCCAUGAUCAAGCAGCAGCACGGCCAUAUUGUCACCAUGGCAAGCAUCGCCAGUUUCAUCACGAUUGCUAGCAACGUCGAUUACAGUUGCACGAAAGCUGGAUUGACGGCAUUUCACGAGGGUCUGGCGCAGGAUUUGAAGCAUAGAUAUAACACCAGGAACGUUCUUACGAGCAUCAUUUAUCCCUACUGGGUCCGCACACCUCUCAUCCAAAACCUCACCGCGCACCCAACUUUCCACGACCCCCUUGAUGAGCCGGAAAAAGUUGCCAAAGUUGUUGUAGAUCACGUAAUGGGAUGUCAGAGUGGACGGGUUGUGCUACCUGCCUACGGCGUUUUACUAGCCGGUCUCGCUGGAUUUCCUUUGUGGCUGCAGGAGUUGAUCAGGGACAGCAAAGCAAACGUUCUGCGUGAUACCACGUUUUAA